Pseudo-nitzschia multistriata is the source of this 2048-nucleotide messenger RNA. The record is from the annotation of a GenBank genome assembly. Lineage: Eukaryota; Bacillariophyta; Bacillariophyceae; Bacillariales; Bacillariaceae.
CUAAAAAAUUUUAAUUCUGUGCGUUGACGAGCGUUUUGCGAUCUAAUCAUGGUGAGAAGGGAAAUAUCCCUGGUCGAUUCUAAUCUCACCUCACCUCCACCUAACAAGCAAUAAGUCAAUAAAUUAUAAACCACGUGAAGUGCAUAGGAUUUCUCACUGCAAAUAGUAUGGAUUCAACGGAAGAGAUGGCGCCGGUCACGGAAACUGAAGUCACUUGCGAUUAUUUAAUUGUUGGUGCCGGAACGGCUUGCCUUUCUUUUGUCGAUACGCUCCUAGAUUUGCGGAAUGACAUCACCUUUGUGAUCGUCGAUCGAAAUUCCGAUCCUGGCGGUCACUGGACCAAGGCAUAUCCAUUUGUUCGUCUACACCAGCCAUCCUGCAGCUACGGGGUCAGGAGCUUACCUCUCGGAAAGCUGGACAAGAAUGGCAAGGAAGUCUACGACACCGAUGAACGUGCCACGGCGAAGGAAAUUUGCGAAUAUUACGAGAAGGUUGUCAAGAAUCUCGUAGCCACCGGGCGAGUGCGAACUUAUUUCAACUCAAACUACGAAGGCGAGGCAACGGACACUGAUGGUUCCAUAUCCAAAAUUCAUUCCGAUCCAGCUUCAAAGGUCACUCACAUCAUCAGAAAUCAGAAUGGGGUCCUGAUCCAUGUCAAAUGCACGAAAUUGGUACGAAGCGAAUCAAACGUGAUUGUUCCCUCGAUGAGAACUGGAGUCCCCUUUCCAGUCGAUAAAUCUGUAGUUAAUACUAUUCCUUUGAAUGAGCUUCCGAAAUAUAUUGGAAAGACACAGCAAAAAUACCUGGUCAUUGGUGCCGGAAAAUCCGGCAUCGACGCACUUAUCUAUUUACUGGAGGAUGCCAAGGUAGAUCCUGAUCAAAUCACAUGGAUUGUUUCUCAAUCAGCAUGGUACUUUAUGCGUGAUGGGAUAGCACUGACUCCCAAACCUGGUAAAAGUUUUUGGAAAAACGCCACAAAGGUCUUCUUUGAACCUCUUGGAGCAGCUAAAUCGGCUGAUGAGGCUUUUUUGUUAAUGGAAAAGGCUGGGAGUCUCGGACGAGUUCAUCCAGACGACGGUCAUUUCCCACGGGUAUUUAGGGGUGCCAACAUGACUUACACUGAUCUGGCAAACCUUCGGAGAAUCAAAAACGUUUUGAAGAAUAUGGGGAGGGUAACCUCAAUAACUUCAAACGAGAUCAUCUUUCAGAACGGGGCGCAUUCGGUCCCCUUUUCUCCUAUUGAUACGUUGGUCGUGGACUGUAUGACAGAGGACACAUAUGGUUACUUUAGCUUUGAGGAGGACUUUCAGUUCUUUAAUCCCCACAAGAUAAGACUCGGACCCGCGGUUGCGAUUUUCAAUCCAUCACAUACCUCUACAAUGAUUGCAUUUUUGGAAGCAGAAUUUUCUGACAGUGCAGCCGGAGACGCAGUGAAAAAUUCCUUUUGCUGUUUUCCUCGAGGCCGUGAAUUGAAAAAGAACUCAACCCAACAACUACUCAUGUUGUAUUUUUACUAUGAAUCAAAAACCAAUCUGAACUUUGGCAAGUACAAGCCUUAUUCAAGAUUUGUUUUGGGUGAUCGAACAGACAUGUUUCAACCCGACCACCACGGUGGCCUCCUAGGCCUCUUGUGGGCCUUCUUUGGACCGACAAAACUGCACAAGAAGACAGAAACGUUUGUUGAACGAAUGGAAAACGGCAGUUUGGAAGACUUUCCAAUUGGCACGCUGACGGGAGCGAACGAGGUUGACCCCGAAAAAUUUAAGGCUGUCAAGAGAAAAAUACCGAAGGUAGCCAGUUCAAAAUCCACGACCGCAAACGCCAAGAAGAGUAUCGAUAAUGGAGAUCUCCCGAAAAAGAAGAAGGGGCUGGGUAGCUUAUUUUGCUGCAGGACAGCUGACGGGAUUCAGACAAAUAUGCACUACUUAUUCCUAUGAUGAUAUAUCAUUUAAUUGUUCGUUUGCUGGAUGCAUCGAUAAUCUCAUACUAUAUAUAUCAAAAUUGAAAGGGAUCCUUCAAGACGCUCGACAUAAAUUGAGCCAUCAAGU